AUCCUUUUUGUCGUGUAGUGAUAUUGUUCCUCUAAAUCUAAUUAAAGUCGGAACUAAAACCUUUGACAAAAUCACAAAGCCAAUAUCAAAACCUAUUUAGCUUCGCGAGAUAUCAGAAGAGAUCAAACUACUUUGAUCAGACCAUGAUCUUCUUCUUCUUCUUUUUUGACGAGCACAGUUCCUAAAACCCUAAUUCUCAGAUUAUGCUGACUCUUUACCAUCAUGAAAGGUCACCGGACGCCACAAGUAACCACCAGGAUGAUGAGACGACGGAGACUGUGGUGAGAGACAUCCACGCGCUAACUCCAGCUCCGGAGGAUAAUUCCCGGACGAUGACGGCGACGACGUUGCCUCCACCGCCUGCUUUCCGAGGCUAUUUUUCUCCUCCACGCUCAACAACGACCAUGAGCGAAGGAGCUUCUUCCGGCGAAAACUUCACAACAAUAAGCAGAGAGUUCAACGCUCUAGUCAUCGCCGGCUCCUCCAUGGAAAACAACGAACCAACGGCUCGUGACGUCACGCAGCGUGAAGAUGAGAGACAACACGACUUGUUGAGGAUCCACGAGGAGAGGGAUCAGGAAGACGAGACGAACCCUUUGGCAAUCGUUCCGGACCAGUAUCCGGGUUCGGGUUUGGAUCAUGGAAGUGAGAUUGGGCCGGGUCAGGGUCGGGUUGGGAUGACAGUGCAAAUAGUGAAGAGGGAAGAGGUUGAGGCGAAGAUAACGGCGUGGCAGACGGCAAAAUUGGCAAAGAUCAAUAACAGGUUUAAGAGGGAAGACACCGUUAUUAACGGUUGGGUUAAUGAACAAGUCCACAAGGCCAAUUCUUGGAUGAAGAAAAUUGAGAGGAAGCUAGAAGAGAGAAAAGCAAAAGCGAUGGAGAAAACGCAAAACAAUGUUGCGAAAGCACAGAGGAAAGCAGAAGAGAGAAGAGCGACGGCAGAGGCAAAGAGAGGGACAGAGGUUGCAAAAGUAGUUGAAGUUGCUAAUCUCAUGAGAGCCGUUGGACGCCCUCCUGCCAAACGCUCCUUCUUCUCUUUCUCCUAGUUUUUAGUGAUAUCAAACCAUUAAACUAAACAUUACUUAUUGUAUAUAAGUUAGUAAAGAAAGGGGUCAUUUUGUAGCUUAUAUACACAUAGUUGAGAGUGUAGUACAAAAGUGUUGCGUGAUGUGAUCCACGUCCAAAACAAGAAAAAUAUUCAACGUAAUUUUGAUUUUUGAAUAA
Molecule: messenger RNA, 1224 nt
Organism: Arabidopsis lyrata subsp. lyrata
Lineage: Eukaryota; Viridiplantae; Streptophyta; Magnoliopsida; Brassicales; Brassicaceae
Product: remorin 4.1
Exons: 2
Coding region: 204-1046 (280 amino acids)
Source: RefSeq, a predicted model, not a curated record